GCCGGUGCCUCCCUCCUUUCACAGCAGCACAUCCACACUGAGGGCCAGACCAGGCUCUGCCGCCUGCACAUCACCCGAGCUGCUGCAGGAGCCCGCACCAUGGAGAUUACUGAAUCCCAAAGUCAGCAGGACAGACUGCAGAUGAUAGCGGAAAAAAGACGGCGUCAGGUAGAAAUUGAAAACAGAAGACGUCAACUAGAAGAUGAUAGAAGACAGUUGCAGCACCUCAAAUCUAAAGCUCUACGGGAGCGCUGGCUUCUGGAUGGGGCUCCUGCCUCAACCCCUGAGGAAGAUGAAGCAACAAAGAAACAGAUGCAGGAAGAUGAGCAGAAAACCCGCGAACUAGAAGAAAGUAUCCAGAGGCUGGAAAAUGAAAUUGAGCAACUAGAGACUGGCAUGUCUACCACAUCUACCAAAGAGAGUUUAGCUUCAGAGCCUGAGAACCAAGAAGUGGCCAGAAGCAACAAGACCAUAGUGAACACUGCCAGGGAUCAGACUACUUCACAGUCCCCCGGUAAGAAGACAGAUAGUGCAGAUAUGAUGAGAGCAGCAAUGUACUCUGUGGAGAUUACAGUAGAGAAAGACAGAAUUACAGGGGAGACUAAGGUCCUCUCUAGCAACACUGUGCUCCCUCAAGAGCAACCCCUGCAGGGGGUCAAGGUGUAUGAAGAUGCACAGAAAGUUGUACAUGCAGUGAGAUCCGAGGUUGCAGCACCUAAUGAUACAGUCCACCAGCUCACUUCCACAGAGGUGGAGGAUCUGAUCCACAAGGCAGAGGAAGCGACUCUUAGUGAAGUUUCUUUGACAUCAGAUGAAAAGACCUCAAUCCAAAGAGCAUCUCCUCGAAAGGAAAUCCCAGGUGUACAGGCUCGACCUCCUGAGACAUCACCUGGCCCGGAGCAACCAGUAACCAUGAUUUUUAUGGGUUACCAGAAUGUGGAAGACGAGAACGAAACAAAGAAGGUCUUGGGUCUUGAAGAGGCCAUCACCGCUGAACUAGUUGUCAUUGGCGAUGGAGACCCACAGCCAGCUGCUGAUGGAGAUGUACCAGAAAAGGCACAACAUCCUCCAAAUGGUGCUCCUGUAGAAAAUCCCAACAAGAGUGAGAAGCCAGAGACCAAUGACACAGCAGCACCCAAGAGUGGAGAGCAGGAUCUAACUAUGAAGAAGCAGAGAUGCAAGUGUUGUAGCGUGAUGUAAGCAGUUGAAGGUAGGGUAAAGGUGUGCCUUUCCUCUAACCAUCAUACACCAUAAAGCCUGAAAUUGGAGGUUGUACUUUACCAUAAAUCUUGGAUGGAGAGCUAUUACCCCGAAGCCUUUAGUUUAUAAAAGGGGUACUCUCUUUAUCCAUCACAGCCUUUGAGGGAGUCCCCUCCAUGAUCCAAAACUUUAACGGUGUUCUCAUUUCUGUUAUAUACACUCCUUCUUAUGAAAUCGGAGAGGACAUUCUGUUAUUAAUCCACAAGUAACGUGGGUAAUGUUCAUUCUAUACUGAGUUUGCAAGCUCUCAAACUGGAAAGGAGACUUCCGUUUACACAACCUUCAGAUGUAUGAUUGGAGCAUCAUACGACUAGCAAGUGUUCACCCUUCUUCUUGGCUAUAUUUGCUCCUGGUAUUUCCUUCUGAAGAAUCUGCAGCUCCCUCUAUAUAUUAUGAAAGCUACUGCCAUUUUUUAUCAAGACGAACCUAGUAGAUGCCCCUUAUUUCCUCUACCUCCUAUGAUCAUUUUUAUAGCCACCAACUUGAACUGUUCAGAUGGAAUCUCAGAAGAUAGAAACUGUAGGUUGAACACACAACCAAUUGGAUUAAUUGAAUGCUCAGUACAUACAGGAUUUUUCAAAUGUAUUACAACAUUGGGACAUUUCAGGAAAUUAUGUGAUAAAAAGAGACAAGGUUAACACGGCUCAUGAGUCUCUAUUAAAUUGGGUAUUUCAGUAGGGUUUACACUUUAUGAUGAUAUUCAUUACAGUUGAACAUCAGAAGGAUUUCAAGUAGCAAUUUUGUUUGGCCAUUUUACGAAUACGGAAGAACAGAUAUUAAAUUCCAGUUGUAAUAAAAUUAACAUUCACAUCAGUAAUAACCUACAGUAUAUGUUGCAUUAACAGCUUAUAAAUAUGUUGAAUAAUGAAAGCUAAAACUGAUUAAUAGGAAAAUCCUCUUCAUUCUCAAUUUCAGUGUUUAGUGCGUACAGCUUGCCUUGUGUUAGAAUCCCUGUAUAAGGUCCGACAUGUCAUUUGGAAUGUGCUCCAGUGUGUGACAAGAUUAUUGUUACAAGUAUAGUCAUUUGAAUUGGUUUUUGUGUUUCAUCAAGAGUAAAGUCCAGACACGUGAUAUGAAAGUUAACUUUAUUUUUAUAUCCCUUAGCUACUGUGUAUGAUUUCCAUUCUGCAAAACAUUGUAACGAUGUGAAUAUAGAGUUGCUGCAGGUUCUACUGAAAUCCCCUUGACCUUCACCCUCUUGCCUUUUCUCCAUGCCCCUUGUAUGUUAACUGUGAACCCUACUACCCUGGUUGACUGUGUGCCCAUAGUGCGGGACAUGAAGCUAGGUGGAGCCUGUGGGCCUCAGCUGGACUUUCAAUAUAUUGGUGCCUCUGUCUAUUGCUCUGCCUGCCUGAAAAUUACCCAUAUCCAAACAUCCCCUAUCUAAAUUUUAAAUGUAAAACAUAAGAAACAAAUAAUUAAAUAAAAUGUCAUUUAA
Bufo bufo (common toad) is the source of this 2698-nucleotide messenger RNA. RefSeq names its product paralemmin (gene PALM). The coding region runs from base 100 to 1200 and encodes 366 amino acids. The transcript has 9 exons. Lineage: Eukaryota; Metazoa; Chordata; Amphibia; Anura; Bufonidae. The record is from RefSeq and is a predicted model, not a curated record. Gene Ontology annotation, cellular component: membrane. Gene Ontology annotation, biological process: regulation of cell shape.